AUGGACCCAGACUCUCUGUCCGCGUGUCGUGACAGUAACCGGCUGUCCUCGUCCUUCGGCAGACAAGGAUGGCCCCGACAGUCUCCGUCCUAUGCGUCUCCAGCGGGUGAUGCAGGCCCCUCACACCACGCCACCUGGCGGCUGUACGAGUCAACUGUAGAUGAGCCGGAUAGAACAACCCGUGUAUCGGGCCCGUGCCAAAUGAACGGAGACUCAAGACCUUCAUCCCGAAGAGACGGACUCGUUAAUCUUCUUCCUGAACGGACUCACACUACACCAUCCCAGCCAGUACUGGUCAGAUCGUAUUCUGGCAAUGCCGAAGCUACGACAGUCAAGCCGUCGCCCAUGUCUCCGCGCCGCCUCUUUCCAUUCUCCGGCUCCAAGAGCUCGGUUCCCCCCUGUCCCUCGGAUCCGCCGCCCCCGUCGGACAAGGAUUUCAGUAUUGAAAGCAUACUGCAGGCCAUCGAGCCCGAUAUACAGGGGACCUUGGAUUCGAUUGCCGAGAUCUGCGGACGAAGCAAGCUGAGUCUCGCCAAUGAAUAUGGCAGCCAUAUUGCGCCGCUCGGAGAGAUUCGCGCUUCUGCAAGCGGCUUGGUGCCUGUCGAAGAGGCUAGCCAGAGUGACGAACGAAGUGCCGACGAGGGUGUAGUUAUAUUUGAUGAUGACCCUGGCCUGGUAGAACCUGGCCGUGAUAUGCACCCGUUCUCCUUCUAUCGGUACCUGGAGAAUCUUCGCCAGGCCGCGUCGACGUUGGAACGCAACGGUGCGACGGGCUCGGUCUCAUCAGCGCACCCCAAUGCUUCAUCAUCCGCUACUGUGGCCGCUUACAUGAAUGCACCGGAGUUGGACGUUGCCCCCUUGCCGGCUUCUCGAGAGUUUGUCUCGAGACCAAAGAACACUGGUCGGAAUCUUCUGGCGAAGAACAAUACCUCUGGCCUAGAAGAUCACUCUUCUCCAGAUAUUUUCACCCCAGCCGUUGUUUCCGAGGUUCGUCUUGAUGCCCAGGCUGGUGGGAGAAAUGCAGACACUCACCCAUCUGUUCUAUCGAUGGAUCCCUACGAGUCUUCUGGUAAUCGAGCGCCAGAGAUAGUUCGCUCUCUCAUUAGCUGGCUGAGAUGGACUGCGCGAGUCGCUGGACCGGAGUCUCACCCUGCUUUGCAGUCAGCGGAGGGCCGACUACGAGCGAUGCUGGAACCCUCCGUCCAGGACGGAUUCUCCCCGCAAUCUGUUUGA
Penicillium cinerascens is the source of this 1233-nucleotide messenger RNA. RefSeq lists its product as uncharacterized. The record is from RefSeq and is a predicted model, not a curated record. NCBI's taxonomy places the organism in Eukaryota, Fungi, Ascomycota, Eurotiomycetes, Eurotiales, Aspergillaceae. The transcript has a single exon. Bases 1 to 1233 code for a protein of 410 amino acids.